This is a messenger RNA of Trichoderma virens Gv29-8, 5767 nucleotides long. RefSeq lists its product as uncharacterized. The record is from RefSeq and is a predicted model, not a curated record. The coding region runs from base 1 to 5550 and encodes 1849 amino acids. The transcript has a single exon. Lineage: Eukaryota; Fungi; Ascomycota; Sordariomycetes; Hypocreales; Hypocreaceae.
AUGUUGCUCUGGCGUCAAUUAACCCGUAGCAGGUGGGAAAGUGCGGAAACUGAGCGCGCGCUCAGCCAUCAGUCGCCCAAGCAUUCUGCGCGCACAAACACAUCGCCGUAUCCAGUGUCGAGCGCCAUCCAGUCUGCUCAUGCUGCGCUGACCGAGCGGGUGCGCGAAAGCCACGGCACCCAUAUCCCUCCUCCCGUGGCCAAGCGCGUCAACGACCCAUCGCCGGAUAGAUCCAUCGCCAAAGGCGCCGGCCCUCACCGCAGGCUGCAGUCAAUGGCAUCUGGCUCUGUGCGAGACAUCAGUAUGAUGCUGGAGAAUGCCUCGAAUAGCCCCAGCAACACGUCUCCCACAAAAUCCUUUGAAAGGUCGGAGAGGAACGUCAGGCCAUCGACGCCGCCAGGACUCAGAGAGACCAGCUCGUUUGAGGUUCCUCGCACCAGCAUCUACGAUAAAGAGAUGAAUCUCUCAACAUCGUCACUAUCAAGCAGCUUAACGCCCAUUGUGCGACCUACCGUCCGUCGACCGGCGCCGCAAAGCAUUCUGUCGGAGAACACUCCACCCCAGUCCUCAACCAUGCUGGCCUUGCAGAGCAUGCCCAGCGGAUCGCCCACCAAAGAAACGGAACCGCCGCUUUCCAACAUCACCAACGGCGCAGCGGGUGGUGGAAAGGGUGCAACCAUGGACUCUCUAGCAUCACAGAUUCUUAGCCUCACCAGCAUCGCGAGUUCCCUGCAAAAGGAAAUGGCAGCUCUCAGUCGACGCAGCAGAGACAACGCCACGGACCUGCUUAGCCUCAAGGAGGCUACAAACACUCGAGACGAGGAUAUCAGAAAGAGUCUCAGGGAUCUUUUGGGCAAUAUUCAUGAAACCUCAUCCAAGAUUGCCACAAGGGACUCGUACAAUGGCAGCUAUUUCCUCGAUAACAAGCCUCACCCGCAAUCGCCCAACAGUGGCCGAACGUACCAGAUUCCCCGGAUUCCCUCGCCCAAGAGCUUUGCUGAAUCUAUUGAUCGCGCAUCCAUGAGCACGCCAUCGUUGGUGGGUGGCGAUAAUUCGGGCGCAACUUCCAUUCUUCUUCUAGAGAAGAUUCUCCGCGGUCUGGGUACCAGGGAUGGACAGGAGUCGCUGCUCGGCCAUCUCCUUGAGCUUUCGGACAAGCUUACUGGCAUGGCAACGGCUGCCAAGGUAGAAGAGCUGGUUGAUUUUGUUCGUCUGCAGACUGAGAGUGCCAUGGUGCCCAUGAGUGCUCCAGGCCACGCCCGGAGAUUCAGCCUGGACCACGAGAAUAGCAUCCCCCACGGCCCAAGCAGCGCCAUUGCUCCUCGAUCGCUUAACAACUUGGACCAUUCUCGCCGGGUACCGGGUUCCCAGGGCAUUCUGAACGAUGACGUGAUCAACAUCAUUCGCUCAGUCAAGGAUAGCGUUGCCGCAGGUGGUGGCCUCACUGCAGAAGUCAAAGCACUUGUCCGAGAACUUCGAGGCGAAGUCCUGGGUAUGGGCCGUGAGCUCGGCAAGAGACUGGAGAAUGUCGGUAGAAAACCGGGAGACAGCACCGAGCCAUCGCCCCCGGCUAGUAAGGAUGAGGUUUCGCGGGUCAUUGACGAGGGACUUGAGCAGAUGAAGGAACAGCUCAGCCAUGUUCUCAAGGAGCACCGCCGUCAGUCCCAGGCAUCUGCCGCUUUGCAGAAAAUCACGGUCGAUUACCAAGAGAUAUACUCUGCUCUGAGGAGGGCGCUCAAGGAUAUCGAUGCCACCAAGGAAAUACCAGACUUGAACAGAGAUGACGUUCUCGAUGCUGUGCGUGACGCUUGGGAGAAUUACAAACCCGAAAUUGAAGUGCAGCAGAUUGGACUGGAAAGGGACGAGAUCCUUGAGUGCUUGAAGCAGGGCCUCCAAGAAUACGAGAGCCGCAACCAAACGCCCCCGGCAGCCACGAGAGACGAGAUCUUGACGGCUGUUGUCGAGGGCCUAAAGCACUACGUGCCUCCCCAGGUGGACACUCAGGCAUCCAUGUCCAGAGACGAGAUUAUCGAAGCCGUUCGCGAGUGCCUGGAGGAAUUCGAGUUUCCAGUGGCCCCAUCUGCGCUUAGCAACGAGCUAACGCGCGAGGAUAUGCUCCGCGCUGUCAAGGAGGGCCUCAACGACUUGGAUCUUGGAAAGAGCAACGCUCUUGUGCCAACUCGCAAUAAUGACGAAAUCAGCGCCAAGCUACACGAGCUGAUGGACUUCAUGAAGCUCGAGUUUAGAACCAUCUCGGAGAAUAGUGGCCGAGAGACUGACCAGCUCAUGGAUGCCACCAAAGAUAGCCUUGAGAAUCUCCGCGUGGCAAUUGAAGGCUACGUUGACCGUGCUACUGGUGUCGCCAGCCAAGAAGACUUCCUGGAAGGCCUCCUUAAGUCAAUGGAGGAAUUUAAAGACGAGGUUUCCACGCUUGUAUCCAAGGCUAACGCAACUUCUCGAGAACAGCUCCAGACGGAGCUGGAAGGGCUUCGAGAUGUUGUCCACUCGUCCAUGGUUCCCGCCGCCCCCUUGAUGCCGCAACCCCACAACGAGGAGCUCCUCGACGCUCUGCGGAAUGGACUGAGCAACCUUCGACAAGAGAUCCUCCGACCACGGCCAGAGACUAGUGAAAUUCUCGACGCUCUUAAUGAUGGCCUGAAUGACAUUCGAGCUGGCAUUGACAGAAUCACCAACAAGCCCGUUGAUCUCACUGCAAACGAUGAGAUCCUUGACGCCCUCAAGGAAGGUUUGGACGGUGUAAGGUCUGACAUUGGUACAAUUCGAGACUCGAGUAACGAUAGGGCGGUUGCCAUUCGUACUGUUGCCAGUAGCGACAAUGACCACGAGAUGGCGAUUAUCCCUGCUGAUAUGGCCAAGCAUGAUGAUAUCAAGAAUCUCGAGAUCCUAAUUACUCAGUUACGCGCCAAGAUUGAGGAGAUUAAGCCAAAUUCCACUGCUCCGGCUGCAGCUCCCAAGGUGGACCUUUCCCACUUGGAGGGCAUGCUUCGCGAUGUCCAGAGGGGUGUUGAUGAGCUGAAGUCUCGUGCACCAGUGAUCGUCCAAGCAGCGAAGCCACGCGAAGGGUUAGAGCAAGACAAGGACGACGCAGAGAAGCCAAAGGAGGAGGAGGACUAUGUAAUGAGAAGCAUUCCCUCCAUCUUCACCAGAAGUGGCGGCAACCCGACCAAGGAAGACGUUGCUGCCAUUGAGAAUAUUCUGCGCAACACCAAAUCCCGUGUAGACCAUCUGAUUGAUGGUGAUCAGGCGGUGCGACGGGAGCAUAUCGACACCUUGGAGUCGCUCAUCCUGGAGUCUCGAGAAGCCAUUCGAUCGGUCAACAGGCAGCUGGAAGACAUCCCCAACCUGUUCCACAAGGAUGAUUUUACCAAGCUAACGAAGCUCAUCUCGGAACUCGGUGAGGGUCUGCAGGAUAUCAAGGAGCACGCCGAACGAGAGGCUAAGAGCCCCGAAAAGGUCAAGAAGUCGGAUGUUCAUGCCGUCGAGACGGUUGUACGCGAGAUCAAGACGCUGGUGGACGGAAUUGCAGUAGCAGAUUUCGCCACCAUUACGACCCGGGAUGAUCUUGCCAAGCUGGAAACUGUCAUGAAGGAGGCCAAGGAAACUUUUGAAAACUACCAUGAGGCAUCAUCGAAAGCGCUUGUUGACCGUCAGAAUGACAUUAGCGGCGUGCAUGACCGCGUUUCUGAGGUCAAGACAUUCCUCGAAGAGUUCCAAACGGAGAUCCAGAACAAGCUUGUGGACGGUUCUACCGGCAUCGAGGGCAUCAGCAAAGUGCUGAAGGCCAUGGGCGAAAAAAUGGAAAAGAACGAGAAUGUCUCUGGAGACUUGAAAGACAUGUUUGAACUCAUGAAGAGCGAGUUUGAGAUUUCCAAGGAGGCCAUCGCUGGAUCCAGGAUCGAGUCGAAUGAGAAGCUCGACGAGGUUACAGAAAACAUUCGCACCAAGAUUGACGACAAGAUCAGCGAGGUACUGGCUAAGAACGAAGCGCUGCGGAUCCUGAUGGACGAAAAGUCGCAAGCUGCUGAAGCUCGCGAGAUUGUGACCGAGUCUGCCGUCGCAGGUACCAAGGUCGUCGCCGACGAGCUAAAGCUCCUGAUCGAUACGCUCGGAUCAACUGUCACUGAUUCCCUAGAGAAGAUGGAGGAGGCUUCCAAGAUUGUCUUCACCAAGGUUGAAGAGGUGGCCACUCGCUCGGAGGAGACUCACAACGAAGGCAAAGCCGAUCACCAGCAGACGCGCGAUCAGCUCCAGGCAGCUGUCGGCAAGGUCCAGGGCAGCGUGAGCGAGUACCAGCCCCAGAUUCUGGAGGCAGUCAAGAGCAUCCUUGGUCUCGUCGGGGAUCACUUUGAGCACUCCAAGAGCAUCCAGGACCAGGUGGUUGGGGCAAUUCCCACGGAGCAAACUUUCAGGGCCAUGAUGCCCGAGAAGUACGACGAUGCGGUGGUGCACGAGAAGCUGGACAAGAUUGUGCAGCACAAUGAUGCUGCGGCCCAAGCCUUGCUCCAACUCCAGACGCUUGACAAGGUGCACCAGUCGGUUGUCGACAGCGCCGCCGAACUGUCUGAGUUCCUUUCCAAGCAGACAAAGCACAUCGUGGAGGAGCGAGACAACCGCGCUAGGAUCCUGGAGGAGACCAACAUUGCCCUCGAACGAGCUGUCACUGAGAGGGAGCAUGCCGAGGCUUCGGUUAAGACCCUAAAGGAGGAAGAGGAGUGGCUUCGACGGAGCCUGCUGUCGCUACGUACCGAGCAAGAGGGCUUGAUGAAGCAAAAGACUCGUCUUACCGGCGAUGUCUCUGCCCUCGAGACGGCGCUACGCCUACGCAAGGAGGAGCUUCUCGAGAUGGAGCUUCGUGCCGAAGGAUUGGAACGCCGAAUCUUCAAUGGAGUCAUGGAUCACUCUCGAGUGCUCCUCUUUGGCAAGAAAGCCAAGGGCGGCGCGGAGUCUAUGAAUCGAAAGCGGGUUAAGAAACCAGCUGGCGAGGACGGCACGUCAACCUCACGAGUCAUCCCAACACAUCUUUCCUCAGCAAGAACCCCCAUGGCGCCUGGUCAAACGGGAACUCCGCGACGUAUUGCGUCGCUCAGUCAGAUGACCAAGAACGUGGCAUCGAGCACCAUCACAAGAAGCCAUAGCGUGAAGACACCGACUGUUAGUGUCAACGGCCAUCGGAAGCGCAGCUGGGGAGGCACGGCACAGAAGAGUGGACUGAGCGAGGAGAAUAAGGAGAACUUGAGCGUCGACGAAACGGUGGAAGAGCUCGAUGAGGGCGACAUGGUCAACGUGACGCACGAGUCUGCGGUUCAUGACGCAGCGGGAGAUAGCUCGGAGUACGAGGAAGAGAUUGACGAAGAUGAUGACGAGGAUGCUCGUGAGAGGCACGACGAGAGACACGACGAGAGCGAUGGUACGCAGAGGCGACGGAUCAGCAAAGGCAGCUCUGCGUAUGAAGACGAAGACUCUGGAAGUGAGUACGAGGAGAGCAUCGAUGGCGACGAUGAGCCCCACGCCGCUGUGGUUGUUCGAUAGACGAUGACGAUUGGAAUAAUGAGAGCCUUUUCAGAGGCUAUGAAUUUUAUCGAACUGGUUCGCUUGGAGGCAGUGCUGGCUUUUACCCCCUUUUCUUUUCUUGCUUUCUUCUUCUACUAUUAUUGUUCAGCAGGGAUGGAUAGUUAUGAGGAGACAUGAUAGCCGUUGUUUGUUUGAUACCUGUAUGUAGCUUUGAAUGAUAAUUGACAGUCACGUU